This is a messenger RNA of Meleagris gallopavo (turkey), 732 nucleotides long. Lineage: Eukaryota; Metazoa; Chordata; Aves; Galliformes; Phasianidae. The record is from RefSeq and is a predicted model, not a curated record.
AUGGCGUGUUUUACUGGUCAGUUUUGUGAAGUAGAUGUUGCUGCUUGCCUCUCGCAACCGUGUGGGGCCUCCAGUAUCUGCAAAGACAUGUCUGACGGCUAUGUUUGUUUCUGUGCACCUGGUUUUAUAGGUAAUAACUGUGAGAUUGAGGUGGAUGAGUGUCUUAGUGACCCUUGUCACAGUGGAGCCACUUGCAUUGAUCAUCUGAACGGCUUCAGUUGCAUCUGUGAGGAUGGAUUUCAAGGUACAACUUGUGAAACAAAUAUAAACGAAUGUCGCUCUUCUCCAUGUCUUCAUAAUGCAACGUGUGCAGACCAUAUUGGUGGCUAUGAAUGUAUCUGUCUAUCUGGCUUUACUGGUGCAAGAUGUGAAACAGAUAUAGAUGAGUGUGCUUCGUUUCCCUGUAAGAAUGGAGCCACCUGCAUUGACCAACCGGGUAAUUACUUCUGCCAAUGUAUGGCUCCAUUUAAAGACAAAAACUGCUCCACAGAUAUUGAUGAAUGUGCCUUCAAGCCCUGCCAAAAUGGAGGCCAUUGCCACAAUUUGAUUGGUGAAUUUUACUGUAGCUGUUUGCCAGGUAAGAAGUCGGGUGUUAUUUUGUCACCGAAGACUUCACCUGACCACGACUUUUCAAAUAUCAUUGAGAGUGACUUGGUGACUACAUCAGCCAAUUCCCUCGGGACUCUGGGAUGCAUUGGGACAUAUGGAUUUAUUGAUGAUCAGGUUCCUUAG